AUGGAGAGCAGUGACACCAUCACUGAGGAGGUCUGCAGGGAGGACGACGUUGGGGACGGACAGCUCCUGGAGGUGACGGUGGCCGGGUACCCAGUGCUGCUGGUGAGGAACAGGAGGGAAUUCCGAGCUCUGGGCAGCAAAUGUCCCCACUUCGGUGCCCCACUGAGCAAAGGGGUUUUGAGAGGGGAGAGGCUGCGCUGCCCCUGGCAUGGGGCCUGCUUUAACAUCAGGACUGGAGACAUUGAGGAAUACCCUGCUCUGGACUGCAUCCCCAGCUUUAAGGUAACAGUGGAAGAUGGAAAGGUGUUCAUUACAGCAAAAAGGAAGGACCUGGAAAGCAGCCAGAGGGUGAAGGACACAAGCAGGAGGUGCCUCCUCAACAAGAACACGAUGCUGCUGCUGGGGGGAGGUGUGGCUGCCCUGGUGUGUGCAGAGACUCUUCGCCAGGAGGGGUUCACUGGCAGGAUCAUCAUGGCCACCAAGGAGAAGCACGUUCCCUAUGACAAAUCCAAGCUGAGUAAGGAAAUGGACUUGAAAGCUGAGGAUAUCUACCUGAGGAAACCUGAAUUCCUCCAGGCUCGGGGUAUUGAAUACUGGACAGAGAAAGAGGCAGUGUCUGUGGAUUUCCAGAAGCAGAAGGUUCAUUUCAUGGAUGGCUCCUCUCAGAAGUACCACCAGCUGCUCAUUGCAACAGGCAGCCACUCUGGUUUCCUCAAAGUGCCAGGUGCAGACCUGCAGAACAUCUGCACGCUCCAAACCCCAGAGGAGUCCAGCAAGAUCUUGGAGCUGGCAACUGGGAAGAAUUUGGUGAUCGUGGGAGCCUCAUUCAUAGGGAUGGAGGUGGCUGCCUUCCUCUCAGACAGGGCUGGAACCAUCUCCGUGGUGGAGAGAGAGCCGUUCCCUUUCCAGCACGCCCUGGGUCCUCAGGUUGGAGGCGUUGCCAUGAAGAUGCUGCAAAAUAAAGGGGUGAAGUUCCACAUGAAAACAGAGCUGUGUGAGCUGAAAGGAAAGGAUGGAAAGGUCACAGAGGCUGUCCUUGCCAAUGGAAAGAAGCUCCCUGCAGAUGUGGUGGUGGUGGGGAUAGGUUCAAUCCCCAGCUCAGCUUUCCUGAAGGGCACCUCCAUUGCCAGAGAUGCCAAAGGUGCCAUCCUGGUGGAUCUGCACAUGCAAACCAACAUCCCCAAGGUCUUCGCUGCGGGGGACGUGGUGACAUUCCCAGUGGCACUGCUGGGUGGGGACAGGUCCAGCAUCCACCACCAGCAGGUGGCUGAGGCCCAUGGUCGCUGUGCUGCCCUGAACAUGCUGGGCAGAGGGGAGGAGCUGCACACUGUUCCUUACUUCUGGAGCACCUUGCUUGGGAAGAGCAUCCGCUAUGCAGGCUGUGGGAAGGGAUACACGGACACUGUGGUGAAGGGCAGCCUGGAGCAACAGAAAUUCCUCAUCUUUUACAUCAGGGAUGGCCAUGUGACUGCAGCUGCCAGCCUCAACUGCGACCCCAUGGUGUCCCUGAUUGCAGAAGUGUUGUACUUGGGGAAACAAAUCUCCAAAGAAGAAGCAGAGGCCUGUGACAUUGGCAGCAUCACCUCGCUGGCACAGAGCUGAGUUUGGUGUGUGGCACUCACAACCAAGUGCCAACAGCUCCACACCCUCCCACCCUCGAGCAAUAAAACCAUCAGCAAAGCUGAACCCAGCACCUGCAUUCUGUGCUUGCAGACAGCCUUGUGCUGGGCAAAGCUCAGCAGAGCUCUGUGCUGGGUAAGAGGAGGGUGCCCAUGGCCUGGGGCUCAGCAGCCACCCCUCAUGCACAGAUUCACCAGCCAGAGACACAGCAGCUCCUUCCCUGCCGGCAGGGAGCUCUCAUUUAGCACACCGGUCACGCUGACCUUCUCCUCUGCAAAAACACAUUUUCCCAGCGAGGGGAGCUGUGACCGAGACGAGCUGCUCCUCUCCCAGCAGGGAACGAGGUGGGCUCUGUGCAGGAACUCACAGAGAAUGCCCUGCCCCUAAGGACACAGGGAUGCCACCCGAGCUCAGAGCCAGCAGCACCUGCUGGCAGGGUCACUGCUGUCUGCAAUGUCACAUUCUGGCAGAGAAAUCCCAGAUCCCGCCCUCCCUGCUGUGUCCCUGCAUGCUGGAUGCCUGGAGGGGGCGGCCAGAUGCUAGAGGAAAGAGUUACUGGGUUUUUGCACGGCCAAGGCUGUGCUUUCUACAGGAAGCCUUGCACUUACUCACCAGUCACAUGGGGCUGUGCAGGAGGAAGGGUAAGUCCCAGGAGCUGGGCAAGUUCCCACAGGGACACUCAGUGACAGCCCAAACCCCCUCUGGUUUGAGUGCAGGACAGCCAGAGCCUGGGCCCUCUGCUCAGCAGGUGAGAUCCUGCAGUGCUGCUUUUGUGCUGAACACCCAAACCUGUCCUUUGGCACCUCACAGGAGAAUUUUAACUCAAACACAAUGUUUUACAUUUCCUGGUAUGGCGCUUGUGCUCAGGGCAACUCUCUGCUCUGAAAGAGCCACAAUUUACCCAGGAAAGAGCCAGGUUUCAGCAGCACAGGGUGUUCCUUCAUGCCAGGGGAGGUUUGUAGAUUUGUGAGGCACACGGAGCACACAGCUCCUACACAUCAGAGGAGGGGGAGCACGGCCCAGGAGCUGCUCCUCCCUGCCCUCAGGCACCUUCCACCACCACUUUCUGCCCCUCCAUGCACUCCAGGAUGUGCUGGGCACUGAGCAGGUGCCAGCUGCUCUGCAUGGACUUGCAGCAGAGCAGCUGUGGUGGAAGAGAACUGAUCCAAGGGUGUUCAGCAGUCCCAGCCCCUGUGGGUGAGAACCACCCCAAAGAAAUCCAGCUCCUUGUAGCCAACAGCAAGAACACACCAAGCACAGCAGCUUUAUAGACCCCAGGACAACAGAUUUUAUUCUACUUGUACCACUUAAUGGACACCAGGCCACUUUGUGUGCUUUGCUGGGUGCCAGAGCUUGGGAGCAGCCCUGCCUUGGGCAGGCAGAUGGAGUUGAGAUUGUGCAGACAUUUCAGCACAGGGCUGUUCCUCCGUGCCCGCCCUCGGAGCUGGGAUGAGCUGUGCUCCUCUGGCAGGGUCUGAGCAGCAGGGCCUGGACACUCCCCUGCUCCCAGUCACCCAGGGAGCUGCUGCUCCUGCUCCUUUCUCUCACUGGGGGAAAUCCUGGAGCCCUCAUGGAGCUCCCCUCUCGCUCAGUGCAAGGCAAACUCCUCCAGCUUGGGAGAGCAGCUUCAAAAUUCCCUCCAGGCCAGUCUGGAGCUUGUGUUCACCAACAAACCAGAGCCUGGAGCACAGAGGAGCCCAAUAAAGUGUUCCGGAGUGCUGCUAGCUCCAGAAUACCCAGAGCCCUGGCACUGCUGGGUGUGCCCCCAGGCUGGAGGCUCUGGGAGCAGCGUCCAGAGCUGUGUGUGACUCUGUGUGACUCGCCCUGAGUCACCCUGGCCCAGUGGCCGCGCCCUGACCCGCUC
Messenger RNA from Zonotrichia leucophrys gambelii, 3484 nucleotides. Its product is annotated as apoptosis-inducing factor 3-like. The record is from RefSeq and is a predicted model, not a curated record. The transcript is spliced from 18 exons. NCBI's taxonomy places the organism in Eukaryota, Metazoa, Chordata, Aves, Passeriformes, Passerellidae. Bases 1 to 1602 code for a protein of 533 amino acids. Gene Ontology annotation, molecular function: 2 iron, 2 sulfur cluster binding; flavin adenine dinucleotide binding; oxidoreductase activity, acting on NAD(P)H. Gene Ontology annotation, cellular component: cytoplasm.